UUUUCAUAUCCCUUCCAAGCUCAUAAAAAAGACUUUUGGAGGGAAAAAAAUCACAUAAAAAAAAGUCUCACUUUCUUUCUCUUUUCUUGAUUAACCUUCUCUUAAUUUAAUAAUCCUAAUUAACAUAUAAUCACCAUCCAUUUGAGCUGAGAAUAAACAAUGAUGAUAUCUAUGUGAUUUGCAUUGCCCCAUAAAAAAAAAAGGAACAUAUUUUUAAGUUGUAUAGUAAACAAAAAUCGCAAAUAAGACGAAACAAGGCACAACAAAGAUUUGCAGGGCCUUUUGUCUUUGGUCUUGUUGGCUAUCUAACAUCGGUCAAGCUUAGUGACAACAAAGCCUGCCAUCAGAAGGUUUCUUUCACAUCUGGGCUUGGUUUUUUGGAGUGUUUCAGCCUGAUACAGUUGGAUCAGUUUAAGGCUAAGAGAUAAAAGACGAGAGUAUAUUUGCAUUGAAGUUUCUUGGAUAGGAUGGUGUCUGGAAGACUUCUUUUGCUUAUUGUUACCACUCUCCACUAUGCAUCAGGUGCAUUUGUAGGAAUAAAUAUUGGAACUGAUGUUUCAAACAUGCCGUCGGCUCCAGAUGUGGUUGCCAUUCUGAAAGCCAAUCAGAUUACUCAUGUGCGCCUCUAUGAUGCUGAUGCCCACAUGUUGAAAGCCCUUGCAGACAGUGGGAUAGAAGUGAUGGUUGGUGUUACAAAUGAGGAAAUCUUAGGAAUUGGGGAAUCUGCAUCAAAAGCAGCAGCGUGGAUUAAUCAAAAUGUUGCAGCUUACUUGCCUUCAACCAACAUUACAGCCAUUGCAGUUGGCAGUGAGGUUCUUACCACAAUCCCUAAUGUUGUCCCUGUUUUGGUUCCUGCCAUGAACUACCUCCACAAAGCCCUUGUUGCUUCAAAUCUAAAUUUUCAAGUCAAAGUUUCAACCCCUCAAGCCAUGGAUGUUAUCCCCAGGCCUUUCCCGCCCUCAACUGCCACCUUUAAUUCAUCAUGGGACUCUACAAUUUAUCAGAUUCUUCAGUUCUUGAAAAACACUAACUCAUACUACAUGUUAAAUGCAUAUCCAUAUUUUGGAUACACAUCUGGAAAUGGCAUUUUCCCUCUUGAUUAUGCUCUUUUCCGAUCACUUCCUCCAGUCAAACAGAUUGUUGACCCCAACACUCUUUCUCACUAUGACAGCAUGUUUGAUGCCAUGGUGGAUGCUACCUAUUAUUCUAUAGAUGCUCUGAAUAUGUCUGGAAUCCCAAUUGUAGUUACAGAAACUGGGUGGCCUUGGCUUGGCGGAGCCAAUGAACCUGAUGCCACUGCAGAUAAUGCUGAGACCUUCAAUAAUAAUAUGAUUCGGCGAGUUCAAAAUGAUUCAGGACCACCUAGUCAGCCAAAGUUUCCCAUCAACACAUACAUUUAUGAGAUGUUCAAUGAAGACAAGAGGCCUGGGCCUGUGUCUGAGAAAAACUGGGGCUUGUUUUUCACCAAUGGCAGCUCUGUUUAUACAUUUAGUUUGAGUACUUCCAAUCGAAUUACUGGAAAUAAUUCUGAUUUCUGCGUUGCCAAACCAAAUGCGGAUCCUGGUAAGUUGCAAGUAGGCCUGAACUGGGCUUGUGGGCAAGGAGGGGCCAACUGCAGUGCUAUUCAAGAAGGGCAACCAUGCUAUCUUCCUAAUACUUACCAGAACCAUGCAUCUUAUGCUUACAAUGAUUAUUAUCAAAAAAUGCAUCUGGCUGGUGCAACAUGUGAUUUUGAUGGUACUGCUACAACAACCACAGCUAAUCCCAGUUAUGGAUCCUGUAAAUUUACUGGGAGUUCAAGUACCACUCCGAACUCAACUGGAGGAUUCACACCAUCUGUGGCACCUGGACCUGUGUCUCCUCAAGGAGGGAGCGGGACUACGAACCUGCAAGUUUUGAGAAUUCAAUUUGGAAUAUCAUCAAUGUUUCUAGCUCUAGUCUUGCUUUGACCCCUAGAGGUCCAUUCAGUUUUGCAUCUUGUUAGGUGAUUUGACUAGUGCUGAAGAUGAUUUCCUCAUUGAAAAUGAUUAAGAUGCGUGAUGUACACCGAUUAAAGAAUAUAUAGGAAUGUUCAUGUGUUAAAUCAUUUGGUUCCAUUAAUUUUGUUUCAGUUCAAGUCA
This is a messenger RNA of Populus nigra (black poplar), 2120 nucleotides long. RefSeq names its product glucan endo-1,3-beta-glucosidase 4-like. The record is from RefSeq and is a predicted model, not a curated record. Bases 468 to 1949 code for a protein of 493 amino acids. The transcript has 6 exons. Gene Ontology annotation, cellular component: plasma membrane. Gene Ontology annotation, biological process: carbohydrate metabolic process. Gene Ontology annotation, molecular function: hydrolase activity, hydrolyzing O-glycosyl compounds. NCBI's taxonomy places the organism in Eukaryota, Viridiplantae, Streptophyta, Magnoliopsida, Malpighiales, Salicaceae.